GGGGAUUGAUGGUAAAUCCCCAAUCACAACAUCAAUGCCCGGGCAGAUUCUGAAAAGAGGAGACCAUGGAGAUAUGUUUAAACGCGACUUUGUCUUAUUUAUAGUAUCAGCAAUGCUGUGUGGCCACCAAGAUAGGUGUUGCAACUUUAGGAUUCUAAAAUCCUUGAUAAACCUUGACCAGAUCAAGACCUACAAUUGGUGUGCCUAUACACACAAGUCCAUGGUCGACUCCAUUCAAUCUUUUCAGAAAAAUGACAAGCAAUUCUUCACUGGACCCGUUGCAUUCAUCCUACUUGUGUACUUUGACCGAGUACAGUUUAAGGGGAUGAGAGUGGAUAGAACAUACCCAACCAUUAUUGGGUGGAGUGCUGAACUUGCUAGAAAAAGGGUUAAAGAAGAGAACAAAGCAGGGUCAUUUGGAAGGGGGACAGUGCUCCCUAGAAUAUCAAAACCUACUGAUAUUGCUGCUGCCACCUCCAGGCAGAAUGAUCAACCUCCUGUUGCUGCAUUGAAUAUCCCAUCAUCAAGCGUAGAUAAGGUGGCAGGGAUCCUACAAAAGUUGGCUUCGACAGUAGGAGAGUUUGGUGAGGCUAUGGCUGAAAUUGGAAAGCAAGGAGCACCCGUAAAUGUGAUGAGGAAGACAUUUUCGGGCUUAUCUAACAUGCUAAAUGUUGCCAGCACCAUAGAAGCCACUGCAACCCCAACAUCAUCCCAGCUGGACGACAUCUUCUUUGGUAGUGAAAGCUUCACUACGGCUGUGGAUGCCCUUGUCGAAGCCUUUGAAAAGACAAGGAAACAAAUGGACCCUAAUGCCCCUUCUUUUGACUUGGGGCUAUCUCAAGCAACACAGCCAUCGGACCAAUUAGAUGCUCCGACCUUUGAUUUGGGGCUGAGUCCAUCACCACCACCAGCACAGCAACAGGAGGGGGAUUUAGGGGUGACUCCACCACCACAACCAGCACAGCAGCAAGGGAGUGAUUUGGGGCUAACUCCACCACCACCACCAACACAGCAGCAACAUAAGGACAAGGAGCAGCAACAAGAAAAGGAGAAAGAGAAGGAGAAAGAGCAAGAGAUAGAGGAUGCUGCGGGGGAACCGGGGAUUGAUGCCCUGGUGGAUAGAAUUGCAGGGGAAGCCACUAAAGAUGCAACUUUUUCAACCCCUGGUGUGACUAGAGUUCCUUUUCAAAGGGCUGAUUCCCCUGUUGAUGAAUUUGAUAGUGCAUUAGCAGAGAGUGAAUCUGAUGUCGAGGAUGUCAUUACUAGAAAGAGGCCUCAACGAAAGUUCAAGAACAUCCCCCUAAACCUACGGUCUCCAUUUUGGAAUGAACAUGGGAUGAAAAUCAGAAAUGCCACUGUCCCAGAUAAACUCCUCUCGAACUAUGCAUUUGUAGAAGUUUCUGAGGAACAUCCUAAAGAUGAAUUACUUUUCAGCUUUGGUGACAUUGAGAUCACUAGGGAUCACUUCAUCUCGCUCAGUGUUGGCCAAGUUGAAAAUAUCUUCUUAGAUGUAUGGGCAUUGAGGCUCUCAAUGCUUGACAAAGAGCGUGCACCCGGGCAACCGAAGAGGGUGUUUUUCAGCACAAUUGCCUACGUAAGUCCUUUUUGAAUUUGUAAACAAGUAUACUUUUUAAAUAUUGGUAUAACUGUGUUAGCUUGGUUACAGAUUCACACAUUCAUACUAGUAUAUUCACAGUUUCUAUACUCUAAAUUCACAAUUUGAAACCUAUACAUUCACACAUUACAGGGUACAAGUUGCUGGACUGUGUUAACUAUUUUAAAGAUUCACAUAUUCUAUACUCUA
Ipomoea triloba (trilobed morning glory) is the source of this 1804-nucleotide messenger RNA. RefSeq lists its product as uncharacterized. Bases 35 to 1609 code for a protein of 524 amino acids. The transcript is spliced from 4 exons. Lineage: Eukaryota; Viridiplantae; Streptophyta; Magnoliopsida; Solanales; Convolvulaceae. The record is from RefSeq and is a predicted model, not a curated record.